CGGCGCCUCCGCCAACCGGGAAAGCCGCUCGCCAGUGCCGAAGCCAGCAGCCGCCGAGGACACCUGCUCGAAGCUGGAGCGAGCGCCCAGACGCGACCCGUGACAUGAGGCUGUGACCGCCGCCGCCCUCCACGCCACUCUGGGCAGUGCAGUGCCAGGCCGGAGAGCGUCGGAGGACUUGACCCCGAGAAGUCUUGGUUGAUCUGUAUCGGACUCGACCCUACCGAAGACCACAGACCAGGGGGGCUGAGAGCCACAGCAGCGGGGACCGAGAGGCCCUAAGGGCCCAGGGGCCCCAAGGAGGACGAGGCGGCCCGAGCCGCCGGGGCGCGCGGCUAUGAUGGUGCACUGUGCCGGCUGUGAGCGGCCCAUCCUCGACCGCUUUCUGCUGAACGUGCUGGACCGCGCGUGGCAUAUCAAAUGUGUUCAAUGCUGCGAGUGCAAAACCAACCUCUCGGAGAAGUGUUUCUCCCGGGAGGGCAAGCUGUACUGUAAAAACGACUUCUUCAGGCGCUUUGGCACAAAGUGCGCCGGCUGUGCGCAAGGUAUCUCUCCCAGCGACCUGGUGCGCAAGGCCCGGAGCAAAGUCUUCCACCUCAACUGCUUCACCUGCAUGGUGUGCAACAAGCAGCUGUCCACCGGAGAAGAACUCUACGUGAUCGACGAGAACAAGUUUGUGUGCAAGGACGACUACUUAAGCUCCUCUAGUCUCAAAGAGGGAAGCCUCAACUCAGUGUCAUCCUGUACGGACCGCAGUUUGUCUCCGGACCUCCAAGAUCCGUUACAGGACGACCCCAAAGAGACCGACAACUCGACCUCAUCGGACAAGGAGACCGCUAACAACGAGAAUGAGGAACAGAACUCCGGCACCAAACGGCGCGGCCCGCGCACUACCAUCAAGGCCAAGCAGCUGGAGACGCUCAAGGCAGCCUUCGCAGCCACGCCCAAGCCCACGCGCCACAUCCGCGAACAGCUGGCACAAGAGACCGGCCUCAACAUGAGGGUCAUUCAGGUGUGGUUUCAGAACCGAAGGUCCAAAGAACGCCGCAUGAAACAGCUGAGCGCUCUGGGCGCCCGGAGACACGCCUUCUUCCGGAGUCCGCGGCGCAUGCGUCCCCUGGGCGGCCGCUUGGACGAGUCUGAGAUGUUGGGGUCUACCCCAUAUACUUAUUAUGGAGACUACCAAAGCGACUACUACGCUCCGGGAGGCAACUACGAUUUCUUCGCGCACGGCCCGCCGUCGCAGGCACAGUCUCCGGCCGACUCAAGCUUCUUGGCAGCAUCGGGACCUGGCUCGACGCCGCUUGGCGCGCUGGAACCACCGCUGGCUGGGCCUCACGGCGCGGACAACCCUAGGUUCACCGACAUGAUCUCGCACCCGGACACGCCCAGUCCGGAGCCAGGCUUGCCCGGAGCGCUGCACCCCAUGCCGGGAGAGGUGUUCAGCGGCGGGCCCAGCCCGCCCUUCCCCAUGAGCGGCACCAGCGGCUACAGCGGACCCCUGUCGCACCCCAAUCCUGAGCUCAACGAAGCGGCCGUAUGGUAAGGCCGAGGGGCCGAGUUGACCCCUGCCACCAAGCCCCGGACGCCGCCUGGGUAAGCCACAAGAGUCUUCUCUUGAGUUUGCACCCACCAGGCAACUCGCAUCACCACCCCUCAGAGCUUCGGCACGCGCCUGCACAGUUUCUCGGGACCAAAGUCAAUAUUCUGGAGGGUCGAGAUUCCAAGCACACCCUAGAAGCCCUCCGGACCCCCACCCAACCAUCACCUCUUUGAAUUAAGAGGGGGAGGGGAUGAGACAAGGAACGGAGAUCGUGGUACUACCCCUCCCUGCGAGCCGAGGCAUUGUGGAAUCCUAUUUCUCGCUUUCUCUUUUUAAAAAGGAAGGAA
Messenger RNA from Rattus norvegicus (Norway rat), 1890 nucleotides. It is a transcript of the gene Lhx5, whose product is annotated as LIM homeobox 5. Gene Ontology annotation, molecular function: DNA-binding transcription factor activity, RNA polymerase II-specific; sequence-specific double-stranded DNA binding; zinc ion binding. Gene Ontology annotation, cellular component: nucleus. The record is from RefSeq and is marked validated. The transcript is spliced from 5 exons. The coding region runs from base 338 to 1546 and encodes 402 amino acids. Gene Ontology annotation, biological process: animal gross anatomical part developmental process; anatomical structure morphogenesis; positive regulation of DNA-templated transcription. Lineage: Eukaryota; Metazoa; Chordata; Mammalia; Rodentia; Muridae.